AGCUGCUGUUGUGACCACACGUUUUUUUCUUGUGAACACCAGAUCUAUCUGCUGACUCUGCAAAGCCCACUCCUCUUUUGGAGAACGACGAAAAUGAAAGUUCACGCGCUCCCACGUCACGUGCUCCAUACUCUGCUAAAGAUCGUCGCUGAAAACAGCAUUUCGCGAAUUGUUGUGACCGUUGCGUGACAUCAGGCACUAAAUUCCUCCGCCAAGAAUAUCCACGACGACCUGCACAGGAGCUCCUGCAAGAAUUCUGAAGAUGUUCAGCAACUGGGACGGGCAAUGGGUCGCCUUCGUGUCCGACGAUGACAGUCGGUGGGGCCCCGGUCGGAUGUUCUCGGACGGCGCCGAGCGGCUGGCCUACCACGGGGCUUUGUCGAAAUUGCUCGAGAACCAGAUGCCGCAACCGCGCAUGAUUUCGGAACAGGAAACUUACGCGUUCCAGCGCACCCUGGACGCCAGCCUGGACGAGUGGCUGCGCCGGUCGAUUACGACCGACGGACGGUCGGAUUAUGGAUUGCAAAAAUGUCUGGGUCUGGAAGAUUGCCACGUUUGUCAUGCAUAUUUUGCAUGACUCCUGAUGUCUGUGAUGCAUGCCCUAGCAUCACAGAUUUUGCGAGGGCUUCCUGAUGCCUAUACCGCAUGGCAAAUGCUCUUUCCGUGUAGCAAAGCUUGGGCUCUCUUUGCUGCUCAUGCAAUACAGAUUUCUUUAGAAUCCAAAAUCAGCAUGACAAGUUGGAUUCUUCCAGACCCAGACAUUUUUACAUUUGAUACGGAUAUGGGUAGCACCACCGGGUCCGAGCGGACCACUGGGUCGGAAAAGGGCCGGCGGGCGGACCGCGCGAUCGAACAGGAGCAGAUCGCCGACGAAAAGCGACGGGGCGUGCGGAUCGACUUUGUGGAACAGGCCUGGAAGCGACACCUGGAGAAAAUGAACAUCGCAAAGUUGUUGAAGAAGGACGCAAAGGAUUUAAACGCACUGAUGCACGACAAGGUGUGGUACGGAAUGAAGGCAAGCGACGGUCGUGGGAACAAGCUCCGUGGAGUUGUUCCGUCCGGGGACGACGCCGUGACCGGGCCGGAUACAGCAACAUCCGCAAAACCAGGCCAUGACCAGCACAUCAAGGAAGGUUUGAACGCGGUCGCCAACGAUCAGGGCGGAGAGAAUCAGACCUCCGCCGCCAACCGCGAGGACGGAGCCCCCGCAGCACACCAUCGGGCGAACGUACACAUUGUGACGAACGACGCAGCCCUGACGCAGCAGCGCGCGAGCGACCGGCGACAGGCCAAGAAGGAGGAGAAACAGCGGGCGGCGCGGCAGGAGGCCAAAAACCGAGCGCUAUUGUCGGAGAAGAAGGCGCAGCGGUCCGCGCACAAGGCGUACAUGGAGGAGAAGAAGCACGCUGACAAGCGGGACGAGGUGGUGAACCCGAUCGCAGACAUCGCAGAGUACGAACGGGAGAUUCUGAAGCGGAACGUGCAGUACUGGCAAAAGGCGUUCGAAUACCGGCAGAAAUACCCCAAGGUGUUCGACCGAAUGCGAAAGAACCUGAGGCAGUACUUCAUCGACAAGGCGCGGAACGUGGUGUUCGCGAAGAAAAAGGAAAAACCGCAGGACAACACGGAAUUCAGCAAUUUGAUCCUGUCCCGCGCGAAAGAGGCCCUGUCCGGCGGCCCGCAGCCGGAGGGCGGGAAGAAGCACAAGCCGAAACUGAGCAUGCGGGCGGCGGGCAUGAUUAUUCAAGACCAGAUGGCGGACAAGCGUACCGCCGAGGAGCGGAAGCGGGACAAGGAGCACGAGAUGCUGCUGAUGAUGCGAAUGCAAGAGCUGCAGAUCACCUGCGAGACCCACCACGUGCCUUUUCUGCAGGACGAGUCGGGGCCGCGCCGGACGCCGCCGGGGUACCCGGGGGCGAAGACGCACUUCCCGGGUGUGGACGCGGGGACGAACAUCUUCGGGGAGAGGUGGCGGGAUAACCUAAUGUCGGCUAUGAUGCCCGACGACGUGCUGGAGCGGAAAACCGCAGACGAGCUGACGCUGAAUAUGCUUUGCAAGUAUGUCUGGGUCUGAACGGAUGCAACUUGUCAUGCUAAAUCUGAAUCAUGCAAAACUCUGUGUUGCGUGAUUACCUAAACCUAAAGGCGUCCACUUUUCUUCACCAAGUUGGGAGGGAGUUUCUCAUGCAGGAUAGGCAUGAUAGAGAUCGCACAGAGUCUAUCAUGAUAGGUCCUGCAUUCCAGACCUCAUGGGUCAUGGAAAAACUCCGUGACAAGUCGCGCACCCUUCCAGAGGACCGAGACAUGUCUGCAUUUGAUAUUGAAAGAAAUAAACCAGAAAUUGCGAAUCCAACACCACCAGCUGAAAGAGCUGCGAUUGCCGCUGAUCCGAAAUAUUAUGAGCGGCGUGUUGCCCGAAUCUUUCCAGGAUGACGCGGAGUACACAGCCUGGCGUCCCAAUGACGAAGUGGAGUACACUCCGGACUUCCCGUAUGCAAGAAAAAAACUGUGUAAGUGUAAAUCUGUCAUGCAAAUAAACAUGCAACAGUGUUUUGUUACACCUGUCAUGCCAGACAAACAUGAAGUCCUCUCUUCAUGUGUGUUUUCCCUUACAAGCCACGCAUCACAGGUUUUCUCUGUCAUGUAGAGCAAAUCUGUGAUGCUGUCGGCCAAAGAGAAUUACACUAGCACAGUUUUUUUGUUGGAUAUCUCGUCGUCCAUUACUCGGCUAACACUGGCACCGCUGCGGCGUGCCUUCGAUAUUGGCUUAAGCACCACGGCGCGCAGAGACGCGUGA
Amoebophrya sp. A120 is the source of this 2797-nucleotide messenger RNA. The record is from the annotation of a GenBank genome assembly. Lineage: Eukaryota; Dinophyceae; Syndiniales; Amoebophryaceae.